AUGGCUCUCGGAUUCACUCACCUCCUCGGCCUCUUUGGCGUACUCCAGGCGAUCAGCGCUGCCCCUGCCACCUCUUGCCAGCUGCAGUGGGGCGGUGUCACGAUCGAUGGCCACCUCGGCGACAACAACGUCUGUCGCUACAACAUCAAGUACGGCUCGGCUGAGCGCUGGGGCGAGUCCCAGGCUACCGCUUCGCCUGCCGAUGGCUCCGGCCUGCCUCCUGCGUGUCCUCAGGGCGGCUUCACCUACUUCACGGGUAAUGUGCCCCAGAGCGAGGACUGCCUGCACAUGCUGGCGUAUGUGCCUCAGAACGCCGAUGCCAACACGCCGAUCUUCACCUGGCUGCACGGCGGUAGCUUCCGUUUCGGCGGUGCUAGCAUGUCUGGCAUCGACGGCUCCGCUCUCGCCGCCAAGGGCCAGGUCGUCUUCGUGCCCCAGUACCGUCUCGGUAUGCUCGGCAUGAUGCCUCCCGCCAGCAGUUCGACGGCCAACGAUCCGAAUCUCGCCCUUCGCGACGUCGUUCUUGCCCUCAAGUCCAUCAAAGACAACAUUGGCUCCAAGGGCAACAAGAACGCCGUCACUCUCGGCGGCCACUCCAGCGGUGCGCUCAUGGUCCGUACCCUGUGGUCGAUGCCCAGCGCUGCGGGUCUCUUCCACCGCUCCAUGCUCCAGUCCGACCCCAGUGGUCAGGGACUGUCAACGGUGUCUCAAUACCAGGCUGUCCGCAACAAGGUCUACGGCUACGCCUCGCUGAAGGACAAGUCUCUCGCGGAGCUGAAGAGCGCCAACCCUUCGGUCUUCGAGGAAGCGAUCAACACCCUCCUGUCGAGCCUGCCGUACGAUGCCUGGCUGGACUCUCCCAACCUCUCCAUCAAUCCCGUCUAUGGCACCGCGUCUCUUCCCAGUGACCCGACCGCGGCUCUCGUCUCGAACAAGGGUCAGCUGGCCGUCAACCCCUCGAACAUGCCCCUUUUCGUGUCCACCACCAAGGACGAGGCGGCUUACCUCGUUAGCGGAUACUGGCCGAACCCGAUCCCCCAAGGCUACGUGAUGGGCGGUGGUAACAAGGGUACCAUCGAAUACAACUCAGUCAUGCAGGGCCGCUGCGCCAACGGGUUUGAUCUCCGCACGCAGGACACCUACUGGAGGGACUCGGCUCCCGACACUGUCCGUCGUGCUGUGUCGCUGGCUGUCACCGACGGAGGGGUCCGCUGCUCUUCCCGCGCCGUGGCUUCGGGCUGGGCUCAGAAGGGUGGCCAGGCGUUCGUUGCUGAGUUCACCAAGGGUGCUCCUUUCCUCUACAGCCAGUCGUCUGGUAGCAGCUUCUGUGACGACAAGGUUUGCCACGGAGCCAACGAGGUCGCCGACAUCUGGACCAAGUUCAUCCACGGCCAGAGCAUGGGCUGGAACGCUUACUCUGCGAACGCCAAGCAGCAGAACACCAACAUCAAGGCGAUUGGCGGCGGUUCGGUCGCCAACUGCCCCAAGUCUGGCUCGAACGCCUUCUGGGGUACCAAGUGCACGUGGAACUGGCAGUAA
Trichosporon asahii var. asahii CBS 2479 is the source of this 1539-nucleotide messenger RNA. RefSeq lists its product as uncharacterized. Lineage: Eukaryota; Fungi; Basidiomycota; Tremellomycetes; Trichosporonales; Trichosporonaceae. The transcript is spliced from 3 exons. The record is from RefSeq and is a predicted model, not a curated record. Bases 1 to 1539 code for a protein of 512 amino acids.